CCUCAGCGAGCAGGCAUGGCGGCCUGCAUGGUAGGAAGCUACGUAGCCGCGAUGAACCUGGCCGGGAGUUUUCGAGCCGCCAGGACGCUGCUCCCCGCGUCGCCCUCCGUUGUCUGCCGGGUCCGUGCCGGGCCCGGCCGGCAGCACAGCACUGGGCCUUCCGAGCCUGGCGCGUUCCAGCCGCCACCGAAACCGGUUAUCGUGGACAAGCGUCGCCCGCCGGGCCAGGAAACCAGGUUUUUGAGUCCUGAAUUCAUUCCUCCAAGGGGAAGAACAGAUCCUCUGAAAUUUAAACUAGAAAGAAAAGAAAUGUUAGAAAGGAGAAAAGUACUCCACAUUCCAGAGUUCUAUGUUGGAAGCAUACUUCGUGUUACUACAGCUGACCUAUAUGCCAGUGGAAAAACCAGCCAAUUUCUAGGGAUUUGCAUCCAGAGAUCAGGAUCAGGCCUAGGAGCUACUUUUAUCCUUAGAAAUACUAUUGAAGGACAGGGUAUUGAGAUUUGCUUUGAACUUUAUAAUCCUCGAGUUCAGGAAAUCCAAGUGGUCAAAUUAGAGAAACGGCUGGAUGAUCGUUUGCUGUACUUAAGAGAUGCCCUUCCUGAAUAUAGCACUUUUGAUGUGAAUAUGAAGCCAGUGUCACUAGAGCCUGGCCAAGAAGUCCCUGUUAAUAAGCUGAAAGUCAAAAUGAAGCCUAGGCCCUGGUCCAAACGAUGGGAACGUCCAAAAUUUAAUAUUAAAGGAAUCAGAUUUGAUCUUCAUUUGACUGAGGAACAAAUGAAAGAAGCUCAGAAGUGGAGUCAGCCAUGGCUUGAGUUUGAUAUGAUGAGGGAAUAUGAUACUUCAAAAAUUGAAGCUGAAAUAUGGGAAGAAAUUCAAGCGUCAAAGAACUCCUGAUUUGAAAAUGAAUUUGGUUCCUUGCAGAGGAUAUAUUUGACUCUGAGAGGAUUUAUUUUGAGACCAGUUUAAUUUCAUUUAUAAGAACAUAGUCAUUAUGGCCGGGCGCGGUGGCUCACGCCUGCAAUACUAGCACUCUGG
Messenger RNA from Microcebus murinus (gray mouse lemur), 1035 nucleotides. It is a transcript of the gene MRPL19, whose product is annotated as mitochondrial ribosomal protein L19. NCBI's taxonomy places the organism in Eukaryota, Metazoa, Chordata, Mammalia, Primates, Cheirogaleidae. The record is from RefSeq and is a predicted model, not a curated record. Gene Ontology annotation, biological process: translation. Gene Ontology annotation, cellular component: ribosome; mitochondrial large ribosomal subunit. Gene Ontology annotation, molecular function: structural constituent of ribosome.